UAUUAAGUUACAAAUAUAUAUUCUUUCGGUACUAAUUGCCCACGGCCACUAAUUUAAUGAUGCCAAUAGUAGAAAAAUGACGACAUAGCCUGCGACAUUACCAGAUCAGGUGCGACAUCAUUAACCAGUUUUCAAAACCCUCUAGCAUAAGGCAGGAGGAACAGGUAAGAACCCUUAAACUCAAAACUGAUAGUUCAAAAUGAAGUUUCAAACUGUUUUUAACUCAAUUGCGUUAUGUGCAAGUCUAUCGUGGGCAAUUUUGCCAAAUGUGCCACCCCCACCAGCGGAAGGCUAUGAUGAGACCGACCAUCAUCAUGAUUUACCAGGUCCAUUAUCAUUACCAAAUUUAUUGGAACUCGAAGAUUUCUCAGUUUUGCAGAAAAGUUGGACUUCGUUGGGAAAUUUAAGACUUGAUACAGGACGAUUAAUUGUGGAUGCGACUCCCGAUGGGUUCGGGAGUGUAUGGUCAGUGGAAUCAUUGAAGGGUUCUGCCAAUGAAUGGACGGUCGAAUUAGUGUUCAGAUCCAGUGGAGUUCAUCAGGAUGUCGAAUACGGAGAUACUAAUGGGAUAUCAUUAUUUUUGAUUGACCCUCAAAAUUCGAUUCCCAUAGAUAGUACUAAUACUCAAAACUAUGGUGGACCAUUACAAUUCGAUGGGUUCCAAUUCUUAAUAAAUAACAAGGAAAGUAAAGGGUUGAAGAUAUUCAAUAAUGAUGGAUCCAAAGCUAUUCAGAAUGAUAUUGCAUCUUCAAUUGGUCAUUGUUCAUUCAACUUUUUGGAUUCUCAAGUUCCCUUCACCUUAAGAAUCUCUUACUCUGCUCAGAAGAAAUGGUUUAAAGUUCAAAUCGAUAAUAACUUAUGUUUUAAAACAGAUCAAAUUCAAAUUCCUGAUAGUAUUAAUGAUUUUAAAAUGGGUAUUUCUGCCAGUUCUCAAUCGAAUGAGAUAUAUGAAAUCUUGAAAUUUAAUGUGUAUGAUCACUUAACUACUGAUGCUAUAGAUGAUCAUGGCUUAAUAUCUGAUGGUCAUGUCGUUGCUUAUGAAACUGUUACUAAGCAUGAAGCUGCAGAUUCACCAGCAGCUACUGGUGCUGAUUACGUCAGACCAGAUGUGAUCCGUGAAUCAUUAUUGGAGAAGAGUAGACAGCUUCGUGAACAACUCAUUCAGGAAGAAUUAGAACUUGUAACUGAAGCUAGAAAGGGCAAUAACGACCAUUAUGAGACCAUCCUCAAAGAUAUCCUCGCCCAUUUAGAAAACAUUCAGAUCAGAAUCGAAAGUUUAGAUAAAAGUGAAGAUUAUGAUUUCAAAGCUUUGGUAUCCAAACUUCAGGACAUUUCAUCAAUUCAACAUCAACAACAAGAACAAAUUGGACGAUUAGAAUCAGAUAUAUCAACUUUCAAGAACAUGAUAACUCAAAAUUUUGGUGAGAUGAUAGGUGUAGUAACUAAACUAAAUGAAAAGGUCAUUGGUGAAGUCAGAGAACAACAUUCAGGAACAGAAGAAGUGUCUAAGAAAGUAGAUUUAUUAAUGAGAAACCAUAAAGAAAUUGCUUAUCAAUAUCAAAAGCAGACAUCUGAAUCAUCAGCUCAUACAACUGAUGUUUCAAGAUAUCUUGACUUCACAGUCAAAUGGAUCUUAAUCCCCGUAGUCAUUAUAGUCAUUGUACUUGUUGUAGUCGUUAACAGACUCAGAAAGGAAGUCAAGCAUUCUAAGAUGCUUUGAUCAUCCCAAUUACCUUAUAAGAUUUGCAUAUAGAAUUAAAUACUAUAAACCUA
Messenger RNA from Scheffersomyces amazonensis, 1773 nucleotides. RefSeq names its product Emp46p (gene EMP46). Gene Ontology annotation, cellular component: endoplasmic reticulum-Golgi intermediate compartment; endoplasmic reticulum membrane; COPII-coated ER to Golgi transport vesicle. The transcript has a single exon. Gene Ontology annotation, molecular function: D-mannose binding. Lineage: Eukaryota; Fungi; Ascomycota; Pichiomycetes; Serinales; Debaryomycetaceae. Gene Ontology annotation, biological process: endoplasmic reticulum to Golgi vesicle-mediated transport. Bases 200 to 1720 code for a protein of 506 amino acids. The record is from RefSeq and is a predicted model, not a curated record.